Molecule: messenger RNA, 3915 nt
Organism: Erpetoichthys calabaricus (reedfish)
Lineage: Eukaryota; Metazoa; Chordata; Cladistia; Polypteriformes; Polypteridae
Gene: szrd1
Product: SUZ RNA binding domain containing 1
Exons: 4
Coding region: 52-651 (199 amino acids)
Source: RefSeq, a predicted model, not a curated record
UGACGCCACUCCUCGGUUAUUUGGGCGGACACCGUUCUGCUUGUUUUGAACAUGUUGACACAACACGGCCCUGUGUGCCAUGGCAGCACUGGCGAGAACGCGUUUCCCAACUCUCCUUGCGCGGUCAGUGCAGCGGUUGCGCCUGCGCAGCAGAGCCGGACUGGCCUUGCGCUUUGGGAGGGUUGGAAGAUGGAAGAUGAGGAGGUUGCGGAAAGCUGGGAGGAGGCAGCCGAUAGCGGGGAAAUAGAGCGACGUCUUGAAGAAAAACUAAGAAUUACACAAAAAGAGAGAAAGCUAAGAUCACCACUGAGGACCCCCAUUGUGAUUCAGGACGAUUCUCUUCCUGCUGCUCCUCCCCCACAAAUUCGAAUUCUUAAGAGACCAUCACACAACGGGUCAUUGGGUACCCCUAGUCCUGCCCAGCGCCCCGUGGCUCCUGUCAAAACCUUGGCUCAGAGGGAAGCUGAAUAUGCAGAGGCUCGCCGUCGAAUCCUUGGCAGUGCAAGUCCUGAAGAGGAGUCAGAUAAGCCCAUAGUGGCAGACAGGCCAAUUCGUGUUGGCAUUCACACAGACGACAUCAGGCCACCUAAUAAUGUAAUCAGGCAGCCAACGGGUCCUGAUGGCACACAGGGAUUCCGGCAGCGAAGAUAGAGUUUUGGGGUGGGCAUAUGCACCCCUGGAUUUGAAGAACUUUUUGGCCUGGAGGAAGAGGAGGUGGGCCGGAGAGGAAAAGGGGGGUACCCCACUUCUACCUCCACCCUCAAAAUCACAGGGGGUGGAGUUGGGCAGAGGGUAGGGGGAGCCUGUACCGGCCCAAGCACCUUGAUGACGCAGCAGCCGCCUCUUCGCUACUCCACUCACUGUGACCUUCACCCCCCCUUCCCUCUUGCACUGUGCCGCCACUGAUUCCCUCUCUGCACCUGGCACACUGUGACUGGCACACUAAUGUAACUAUGUGCAUUGCCGCCGGUGAGAGGAAUGACUUGGGUUUGUGAACCAGAGAACAAGAAGCAGGUGCCAGCUUUUCCCAGCAAUAAUAAUGAUCACCACCUCAAUGUCCAUUACUAUCAUACUGUAUGUUUCCCAUUCGUGUGAGCAGGUUUCUGUCCUGUUCAGUCUGUAUCAGUAUCUGUUAGUUCCUGUUAUCAGUAACAUUAUCUUUUAAUUUUUAUUUUUCAUUCUUCUAUUAAUGUAAUGUUGCAUUUUUAAAAUAGGAAACAAAUGGCAAAUAUGGUGUUUGUAAAUAUGUGAAGACCAUUAAUGAGUAGAGGUACUCAGAUGAUAAAGAGCUAAGUGCAGAUCGAAGGAAAUCCUGCAUCAUUGCUCUUUAGGUAUGUACUGCCACAAAGUCCUUCUUUUGUGAGUUUUUUUUCCUCUCCCCUUUUCUUUAGGGGGAAAUGAUAUUUCAGCAGAGAAUAUCUUGUAUCUUGCUCUACUAGUUUAAGGGUAUUUUUAGACAAAACUGUCUUUUAGCCCUGCCAUAUGGUGCAAGCAUGUCUGCUGAUGUUAGGUCUGGUCUUAGCCCAUGAUUGUGGGGACAAUUAUUAAUCCCACAGCAAAGGAAUUGGAGUUUUUGUAAAAGGGAAGUAUAAAGUUUCACUUAAUGUUUGUUGAGGCAGUUGGCGAGAAGUGUAUAAUCUGGUACUGCUAUAGGUAAAAUAGCUCAUCUAAAGAUUGUUAGGUCCAGAAGGAAAUAAAAAAGAAAACAGGCUUUGAAAAGCAAGAUUUACCCUGGACAAGCACAGGACAGUGGAUUUGUUCAAAAUUACUUGCUUUUGGGUGCCAUUUUACUGCAGGGUAGCCGCCUUAGUGAUAUUGUUUAAUAUAAUGCAUCUUUAUGAGGAAGUGGUUGGUGGAAUUCACAGAAAAAAGUAUUAUUUUUUUAAUGUUCUUAAUGACUCAUUAUUAUUGAUUUUUAAUAUUGAAAACUCAGUGCUGCACAUGCACAUUGAUAAUUCUACCUUUGGAGUAAAGCAAACAGUUUCCUGGCAAAUAAAGGAUUUUACUAUAUAGCUCUGCCAGAAGAGUAAUUCUUAACUGAAAAUAAUAAGCCUUGGUCGUAUAGAAUUAUAAUCUCCAGUAUCAAAAAUUGCACCUUGUCAAAGAACAGCCAGUAUGGAGAGUGAAAUUUUUGCCCAAGGUUUUUUAUUUGAAGACGUCUGGGUCUUUAGCAGUGGAGCAGCGGCACAUCAGCAGAUCAUUUAUAAAAAUAAAAAAUAAAAAAAACUGACAGCGUCCAUGUUGAUAUAUAGUACCACACAUAACACUGUCCUGUUAAUAUUCAGAUACUGCACUUGCCAUACAUUGAACUUUAUUUGAGGUUUCUAGAUGAAUUGUUUAGUUGAUUGUUAAGCAGUUCAGUUUAAUUAGUAAGUCCAUAUUUGACAGGUAUUUCCAGCUGGAUACAGUCACUUCAUUUUGCAAUGGUGCUACAUAUGAAAGGUUAUCUACCUAACGGUUGUCAAUAAGCUUGUGAGCUCAAACAAUGAUGAUCUGGAUUCCAGCUGUCUAUAGUAUCAUGGCCAUACUUCCUAUUGCCACAUGGAGUGUGAAUACCUAGUAAGAUUUUGGGUGCCAUUCUAUAGAAGUAACAUCUUGUUUUUGAUUCUAUAUGUUUGUCUAAAUAAGAAAGUAAUAGUAAUAUAAAAUAAGUGGUAUUUUAUUCAGAAAGCUUUAAAAAAAUCUUAAAAUUGCCCAACUGCACCUUUUUUCCAUUUUGGGGCUUUCAUGUGGUCUAGUUUCUGGGUUUAUGCACUUUUUUUCUUUUUGUACUGUUUUUGUCUGCUCAGCAAACCCUUUUCAUAAAUCUUGUAUCAAUCACUUGUGAUGUUUUUUAUACAGCAUUUGGAUGUUCUGUCCACAUCCUUGAAGUAGGACAAACUUUCAGCAGUGUCAGUCUGUGUAAUGUCCUGUAUGGGUUAUAUCCAGGGUUUGUGGGCAGUCUAAAACCACUAUAAAAAAUAAUUGGUAAAAGUAAAGAAUUGUGAUGAUUUAGAGUCCACAAGCCCAUCCAUCCAAUGCAUUUUGUGUAUGUGUGUAUCUGUAUAGACCAUUCACACUACAAAAUGUAAAUUACAAGUCAGUUGAGUGGGCCAUGAUUAAAUGUUGAAAAAAAUAAAAUAAAAAUCAUCAGCCGGGGCUGAGCCAGGCAAAGAAGACUUUUAAGAUGUUCUAGUGCAGCUUUUUUGUUUUUGUUUUGGUGUGUGUGAAACUUGGAGCAGCAUUGUAAAAUUCCCAGUAGUGAAGCCGCACGACUGCAGGACUAUGUUGUCUUGAUAAAACAAUGAAUGUAGUCUGUUAAAAAGCCAUGAUUUUUACCAGGAUCGCCUUAAAUAAAAUCUCCAGUGUCCUGGAGGUACCAUGAGUUCUCCCAGUCAACUGUUGUGUUUCUGUGUUUUGAUUUUUGUGUAAUUUCUGUGAAGACUUGGCAGCAAUAAAAAAAAAAAAACUAUAAUUUGUAUGUGCUGACAAAAUAAAUUUUAGACAAUCUGAAUGAACAUUAAUGUUUACUGCCCAAGGGAUGUAUGAAGUUAUGUUGUAUUUUCCAAUACUAGAGGAAUUUAAAGUUAUUUUUAAAAAAUUGGCAUAGGCAUACUGUUUAAAUCAAAUGUACUAAUUUAACCUAAGACCACCUUAACCUUCUGCCCACCAGCCAUUCUCUUGAGUAAAAAAAGCUGUUGCUGCAAGACUUUGUCUUCUGUGUUGCUCACCUGGCUGGGCCCCUGUGAGCAUUCUUGCUGAUAUGCAGAUAACACUUUUAGAAUAUCUUCUGUUUUGGAUGAACAGAAAGAGGAUGCUUGUUAUCCUUAGGUGCAGCAAUUGUUACAGAGCUGUUCAGAUGAUGGUUAAAACAUGUAAAUGCUGUAUUUGUGGAGGGUUUGAGAGGGGAAAAAAAUAAAUGAAGAAAAAAAAAUG